Messenger RNA from Capronia epimyces CBS 606.96, 3384 nucleotides. RefSeq lists its product as uncharacterized. The coding region runs from base 1 to 3384 and encodes 1127 amino acids. NCBI's taxonomy places the organism in Eukaryota, Fungi, Ascomycota, Eurotiomycetes, Chaetothyriales, Herpotrichiellaceae. The record is from RefSeq and is a predicted model, not a curated record. The transcript has a single exon.
AUGGACCAUAUUCCUCAAGCACUCGACAAUCCUCAUCCUCGCAUUCAAGUCCCGUUUGUGGUGACCGAGCAGUUUGAGCAAGUCAUUUGCCACCACGAGGACGUCCAAGCAGAAAUCGAUCACGACGGUGACGGUGACGGUGACGGCGACCAAGACCAAGACCAAGACCACGACCACGACCACGACGAUGACCAAGACCACGACGAUGACCAUAACCAUGACCAUGAUUCCCGAGCCUCGUUCCUGGUAAUCACCAAUGGCAGUGGCAGUGGCAGUGGCAGUGGGAACGAAAUUCAAAUUGUUCGGAAAGAAGCCGAUAUCUUGAGCUUCUACCAAGCCAGAUGCUUCUUCGGUCUCCUGUGGGACCUGUACCGCGUCGCUGGGCGGCAGCUCGAAUUCGACCCUGAACACUACCUCGAGCGGCAGGAUGUGGAUGCCGACUCAAAGGCAGCAGUGAUCAUCAGUACGAAGGGGCUUCUGAUGGAGCUUGACAUGAUUGCUUCGACAGGACAAAGUCUGCCGGAUGAUGCGAAGAUGGAGAAAUUCAUCGAACUGGACCGGUGCAUUCGAGUGGCGCAAAACCUGACCGCCCAGCUACAAUCGUACGUUGCUGAGAGGUCAGAUUCGGAGUUACAAUCGUACGUUGCUGAAAGGUCGAAUUCGGAUUCGGAGUCGGAUUCGAUUGAAAACUGCGACCAAGGCCGUGGUGACAUGGUCACAUCACAGAAAGAAUUCGUGGUUCUGCAGGCGGUGGUCGAGUCCACCGCCGUGCUGGGCGAGACCAUCCUCACGGCCGCACGGCACAUAUAUCUGCCAUCAUCGUCGGUUUCAGCAUCGGUGCUCGAACCAAUCUGGAGCGGAGACCUCCCUCCAGCACCUCGAGCAUUGUUGUGCAUGGACCGCUUCCGGAAAUGUGGGUGGUGUCCGCGACAAGUCGCAGAGACGUUCGAGACAGUCCUGGGAUCUAGGUCGGUUUUGUAUUCGCUCAGUUCAAUAGACAAGAAGAGUGCGUCGCAUGGGAACCACGAACACUGUUCUGCCGAAACGUGCGUGUUGGAAGAUAUUGACAAUGACACAUAUCGGCCUCUGCACACGCCGGAUUGUGGCGGCGGCAGUCAUUGUCCGCUGGUUCCAGAAGCUGCAAAAUUGGGCGCACAGAAUGAGGCUUCGACCAUCAUCGCACGGAUGAUCCAGGAAGGUUGCAUCCCAGCCAUCAAUCUCGUGGAGCAGCCGGGUUCGACUCCUCUGUUGAACAUCAAAGCUUACCACCGCCAACCAGGUCACCAACUUGAAAAGGGCCGUCCCGGUCCAGGUCCGAGGAAGCGGAAGCGAUCGAGUCAGGGAAGUGACACGAUGGAAAGGACCGCGAUACUCCGUGAUCCCGUUGUGAAAGAUGAUACGCGCGCACACGAACACAAGAGAGCACCGACCACUCUAGACACUGAGAGUACAAGUCUGGAUGAACUGGCGAGGCUCGACGAUGUCGAUGUCGAUGUCGAUGACGAAGAUGCUGACAAAGACGAAGAUGAACAUAGAUGCCAUCAGUAUAUCGCCAUCUCCCAUGUUUGGAGUCAGGGACUGGGCAAUCGCAACAUCAACGCAAUCCCCCUAUGUCAGCUGCGGCGACUGCAAAGGUUUGUGGACCUUAUGGUUCCUGAACAUCUGCAGCCCAUGCCGUUCUGGAUCGACACCAUUUGCGUGCCACUGGAUCCGACGACCCGAACCAUGGCCAUCAAGGAGAUGCGGACCGUGUACCGGGAUGCUUUGGCCGUGUUAGUGAUUGACGGCACACUGACCGAGCUGGAUUUGGAUUUCUCCGAGACCCAAACUCAAGAGUGCCAACGGCCAAGGCCCAGAAUGGCAAAUUGGCAGCUCGAGCUGCUGAUGAGAAUCCGCGUUUCGCCCUGGGCACACCGGUUAUGGACGUACCAUGAAUCAUGGCUGGCUCGAGACAUGUACUUUCAGAUCGGCGAGAAGGACACGCCGGCGAUUCAUUCCCGAGACAUUGUCGUUCCCAGACUACAGAAGACGUUGAAUCCCUAUCCCUCCCGCCAUAAGGAGAAGACGAGAGAAAAGGAGGUGGAGAGACAGCUCGACCUCGUCGAACUCUCCGACUCAGACUCGGGAACGGAGGACACGAAGGAAGACCAGAAGCAGAUGGUAAGAGCCGUGCUCCCGCUCGAAUAUACGGCUGCCUACCUCCUCGUCGAGGCCAGCGCACUUCAGCUUUUCGGCGGGCUUUCUUCCGAGGAUGAAUCUGAAGCCGACGGCUUCCACCAGGAUCUCCGAGAUCUGAGCCGUCAGCUGGCUUUGCGUACCACCUCUCGCCUACAGGACGAAGCCAUCUGCCUGGCUACAUUGCUUGGAUUGGAGGCCGCGGCCGUCAUGACCGACGCCAACGGCGAACCCGUGUCGGAUGAGGACAGGAUGAAGAGACUCUGGGAGAUCCUGGAGGCGGAUCGUAUUCCUGCCGAGAUCCUGUUCUGCAAUCGACCGACGUACGGCGAUCGCGGGUGUGGCUGGAUGCCCAGGAGCCUGCUGAGGGAUGAUCGGGGGAACCCAAUCAACCGUAUGCGCUGUGGACAGGCACUGGCGAAGCAUGCCGAACAUGGAAUCCUCGUGGAAAUGGGCGGGGUUGCGUUUGAGAUUCCACAAAAUGCCGGUACUAGUACUGGUACCAGUGGUGGUGGUGGUGGUGGCGAUGGCGAUGGCGAUGGCGAUGGUGAUGGACCUGGUCUCAACAUGUCUCCCUGGGACGUGGUACUCGACAUUGCAGGGUACAAAUAUCGAUUGGUACAGGUGGAAGCGUCCGCGCCGAUGCAUGAUUGGAGGUCAUCGUCAUCCUUUCCCACAGGCAACGGCGCAGGAAAGGCCAAGGCCAAGUUCGCCGUAUUGAUGUGCCAGAACGAGCUGAGGAUGCUCUUGGACAAGGUCGAAGACAGGCUGGACGGAUCGCUCAGCCACUCUAGCGACUUGCCGUUUGGCUUGCUCGUCACUGUCCUGGAGAACCCGAUCUUGCAUGGUUCACCGGGUGAGGCUUCUGCUCCUCCGUCCUCGCCCUCGUCCUCGUCCUCCGGAGGAGGAGAGGAGGGAGGAGAUGGCGGCUCGGCCUCUUUCGGCGUGGCCUACGUCCUUCAGAGAGAAAUGGUCGAGUUUGAGAUCGUGUUGGACGAUGAUGAUGAUGAUGAUGAUGACGACGACGACGACGACGACGACGACGAACCGAGCAGUCGAGGUGGGAGUGAAAGUGAAACCGAAAGCGAUACACCACUGGAAAUCUCGACGGAUGACGAGUCGUCUAGGCUGAACCUCCACGGUAAGCCGGCCGCACUUGUUCACACCCAAGUCUUCUCUCCCGAAACUAGAAGUUGGUGGGUUGGCUAG